CUAUGAGUUGCUUUUCUCAUGCAAGUUACUUACAUCCUUUCAAGUCAAACGAUUACUUCUUGCAUAUACCACCCAUACACAAAAACCCUAUUAGUAUCUCUAUAUAAAUCUUUGAGCAUCUCAAAGAAGAAUCUCACUUAUUCUUAAACCUCUCCUCUUAUCUCUAACUCUUAUCUAUUCCACUCUUGUCGAAAAUGAGAGGUGGAAAGAAGAAAGUUGUCUCUAAAACCGCUUCUUCUGUUGCUAUUGUCGAAGCAAAAACUCACGACAACAAUGUUGUUACCAUUGAAGCACCGAUUGUAUCUUCUUACAAUGAUCGGAUCAGGCCGUUGCUUGACACUGUGGACAGGUUGAGGAACCUGAAUGUGAUGAGAGAAGGGAUCCAGCUUCCCACCAUUGUUGUCGUUGGAGACCAAUCCUCGGGGAAGUCGAGUGUUCUUGAGUCCUUGGCAGGAAUCAGUUUGCCUCGUGGGCAAGGAAUAUGCACUAGGGUUCCUCUUGUGAUGAGACUCCAGAGAAGUUCUAGCCCUGAACCUGAGAUCUGGCUGGAGUAUAGCGACAAAGUUGUUCCUACGGACGAGGAACACAUAGCUGAAGCUAUUAGCACUGCAACUGAUGUGAUCGCUGGAUCUGGUAAAGGGGUCUCAGACACUCCCUUGACCCUUCAUGUCAAGAAAGCUGGUGUUCCCGAUCUUACCAUGGUCGAUCUUCCCGGGAUAACUCGAGUUCCAGUGAAUGGACAGCCGGAAAACAUCUAUGAGCAGAUUUCAGGGAUGAUUAUGAAGUACAUUAAGCCACAAGAGUCCAUCAUCCUGAAUGUUCUGUCAGCCACAGUCGACUUCACCACCUGCGAAUCAAUUCGAAUGUCCAGACAAGUUGACAAAACCGGUAAACGGACUCUGGCUGUUGUCACAAAGGCAGACAUGGCUCCCGAAGGUCUACUGCAGAAAGUCACUGCAGACGAUGUAAGUAUUGGACUUGGUUAUGUCUGUGUCAGAAACCGCAUAGGAGAAGAGACAUAUGAAGAAGCUAGGAAGCAAGAAGAGUUGCUUUUCAAGACUCAUCCACUUCUUUCCAUGAUCGAUGAUGAGAUAGUGGGAAUCCCUGUGUUAGCUCAGAAGCUAAUGUUUAUCCAAGCAACGAUGAUUUCCCGCUGUUUGCCUGAGAUUGUCCGCAAGAUCGAUGAGAAGAUGGAAACUGCUGUCCUCGAGUUGAACAAACUGCCAAUUGUAAUGGCUUCUACAAAGGAAGCAUUGAUGGCAUUGAUGGACAUCAUUGGUUCUGCAAAGGAAUCUCUUUUACGAAUCCUUGUCCAAGGAGAUUUCUCAGAGUUUCCAGAUGAUCACAACAUGCACUGCACUGCUCGUUUGGCUGAUAUGUUGAGCCAAUUCUCAGAUGAUCUACAAGCAAAGCCACAAGAAGAUGUGACUGAGUUCUUGAAGGAUGAGAUCAAGGUUCUGGAGGAAUGCAAAUGUAUUGGAUUGCCCAAUUUCAUCCCGAGAUCAGCAUUCUUGACUAUUCUUUCACAACAUGUGGAUGACAUACAUGUCAAACCAGUAGAGUUCAUCAAGAAGAUAAUGGACUACAUAGAAGUUGUUCUCUCAUCAGUAAUCACAAUACAUUCAGAAAACUUCCCACAGAUCCAAUCUCCAAUCAAACGAGCCGGUCGAAACCUCAUCUGCAAGAUUAAGGAACAAUCCGUGAAUCGGGUCGCUCAGAUCGUUGAGAUGGAGAAGCUUACUGAUUACACAUGUAACCCAGAGUACAUGACGUCUUGGACGGAGAAGACAGGUGCACAACAAAGCUUCAUCGAUACUGUUUUGAACGAUUCGAGAAAACCUGAGAACUUCUCUUUAGCUGGAUUCGGGAAUGUGAAGAUUUCGCAUCUGCGAAAGUACCACGCUCAUUUGCUGCAUCAGGCGUUCGACAUGAAGAUGAGGAUCACAUCCUAUUGGAAGAUCGUCCUGAGAAGGAUCGUGGACAACUUGGCGCUGUAUCUUCAGAUAUCUGUGAAGUAUCUCGUGAAUAGUCAGUUUCAGAAAGAGAUUGUGGCGGAAAUGGUGGAUCCGAGAGCUGGCGGAGGAGUUGAGAAGAUGCUCGAGGAGUCUCCAUCGAUGGCGAGCAAGAGAGAGAAGCUGAAGAACAGUAUCAAGCUUCUGAAGGAGUCGAAGGAAGCUGUGGCCGCCAUUGUUGAUCAGAGUUCUGGGUUUGGAGAUCAUUGAAGUCGGGUCGUAUCCGUGUCGGGUCAGAUUCUCCGGUGAACUUCCAUUUUACAGUUGGGCUUGGGCCUUUUGUGUUUUCUUUUUGAAUUUUCUCUAAUGUUUUUUUUUUAUCCUUUUUUAAGAAAAAUCUGCGUGCUGAGUGCUGACGCUAAAGCUAUGGACGAUGAAUUUUAUGUUUUUUACU
Molecule: messenger RNA, 2406 nt
Organism: Eutrema salsugineum
Lineage: Eukaryota; Viridiplantae; Streptophyta; Magnoliopsida; Brassicales; Brassicaceae
Product: dynamin-related protein 4C
Exons: 2
Coding region: 195-2222 (675 amino acids)
Cellular component (GO): microtubule; cytoplasm; membrane
Molecular function (GO): GTPase activity; GTP binding; microtubule binding
Source: RefSeq, a predicted model, not a curated record